UCCGGUGCAUGUGACAUCUACUUCAAGCAGCUGAUUAUCCAAACAAGUCAUGGCGGAGAAAGGAGCAGAAGCAUCCGCUAAACCUUCACUAACAGCGGCAGAGAAACAACUCCUCCGCCGCCGACAGGAGCUCGACUACUGGCAGAGAAAUGCAGCGCGCCUGCGCAGCAGAAACCUGCUGACCGGCCUGGCGAUCGGAGCGUUUGUGGUCGGCAUGUUUAGCUACACCAUCCUGUCCGUCAAACAGGAGAGAAUCAUGGAGGAGCUGGAUGAUGAAGCCAAGAUCCACAUCAUCAGAGGGCCGCGGACCGGCGCCAACUCCUGAUGAUACUGACCAUGAACUGUCCUGGACUUACUGUUCCUGGCCCCUCACCACAGUGUGACCUCCAUAGACUGUAUGGUGACAUCACACUGAGCGGCAUGUGAUGAGUCAUGUCUGGUGAGCUUCUCAUACUGAAGACCGUUACAUAUCACCUGCUACUCCAUUUCAUAUAAGGACAUUACAGAUUGUUUCUUUUCUGUUUGGAAAUACAUAAAAUCUAUUGUUGAAAUUAUGAAACUAUUUUCUGCAUUAAUGUAAACUUACUUUGAAUCAAGUGUACCCUUGACAUGUGGAAAAAACGGUAACGCUUCAUUUUACAUGUCCAUAAUUUCCGAGACAUUUCCUCAAAAGAAUGAUGUAAUUUUGAACUAAUUAUGAACAGUGUUCAGUUGGUAUACUUCCAAUUCAUUAACUGAAAUGGAAUGCUAGCAUAACCUUGAAAAAGUAAUUUAGUCAGUUCACAGCAGGUCAGCAGAACAUGUCAAAAUGUGAAACUUUUCUACAGGCAAGAAUACAAUUCUGUAUACAUAGAGAAUAAAGUUUCCAAUAAUAAAUGAAUAAUGAAUGAAUAUUUA
This is a messenger RNA of Siniperca chuatsi (mandarin fish), 897 nucleotides long. RefSeq names its product cytochrome c oxidase assembly factor 3 homolog, mitochondrial. The record is from RefSeq and is a predicted model, not a curated record. Gene Ontology annotation, cellular component: mitochondrial inner membrane. Gene Ontology annotation, biological process: mitochondrial respiratory chain complex IV assembly. NCBI's taxonomy places the organism in Eukaryota, Metazoa, Chordata, Actinopteri, Centrarchiformes, Sinipercidae. Bases 50 to 325 code for a protein of 91 amino acids. The transcript has 2 exons.